Molecule: messenger RNA, 1574 nt
Organism: Aplysia californica (California sea hare)
Lineage: Eukaryota; Metazoa; Mollusca; Gastropoda; Aplysiida; Aplysiidae
Product: potassium voltage-gated channel protein Shaw
Biological process (GO): protein homooligomerization; potassium ion transmembrane transport
Cellular component (GO): membrane; voltage-gated potassium channel complex
Molecular function (GO): voltage-gated potassium channel activity; protein binding
Source: RefSeq, a predicted model, not a curated record
CCACAACUUGUACAGAGGACAUCUAAAGAAUAAAUCUGUGUAAUCUAAAUCUUUUUAAAAUUGAGGUUUUCUCUUCAAAUCGACAAAAUGAGUAUGAUGUAUGCAAAGGUUGACACAAUAAUGAAACCUUCUGAACUGCCAACAAAGAUCACGGCAGAGCUGAUCUACUGGGGUCUACCUCGCAUCGACAUAGAGCCGUGCUGCUGGAAGGACUACAGCAUCGGCAUCCAGUCCCUGGAGAACCUGCGGAAACUGGAGCACGACCGCCAGCCCGCCUACACAAACCCCGCCAAUCUGGCGCACCGGCCCAAGCCACAGAACUGGCACCAGAGGCUCAAGAUCCGAGUCUGGAACGUCGUGUCCGACCCCUCCUCCUCCAGGGUCGCCAAGUACUACUUCUUGUUUUCCAUGGGAACCACCGUGCUCAGCAUCCUGCUGUUCUGCCUCAGCACCUUGCCCCGAAUCCGGCUCCUUGCCGACACAGCCGACGACCAGCUGGACCGGAACCAGCGCCUGUUCAUGAACUUCCUGUUCACACUGGACACCGCCUCGGUCCUCUACUUCCUCGUGGAUUUCCUCCUCCACCUGACCUGUUGCCCGACCCGCCGCCUCUACCUCGUCUCCUUCGACUCGCUCAUCGACAUCGUGCCCCUCCUGCCCGACCUCAUCAGCUUCGGGAUGGAGGUGUACAUCCGGCUCAUGUCGGCCAGCGCGUACCAUCAGGCGUCCGACUACUCUUUCACCUUCUUCCGCUCGCUGCGCGCGUUCCGCGUGUUUCGGCUGUUCCGGCGCGUGAAGCCUCUGUGGAUCAUCGUGUACACCAUGCGGGCCAGCGCCAAGGACAUUGGCAUCAUGCUGGUCAUGCUCUACAUCACCGUGGUCGUGUUUAGUGGCGUCAUCUUCCACCUGGAGGACCACAUCACCUUCUCCAGCAUCCCGCGCAGUUUCUGGUGGAGCAUCAUCACCAUGACGACGGUGGGCUACGGGGACAUGAUGCCCACCACGCUGCUGGGCCGCCUGUGGGGCUCACUGGCCGCCUUCGUGGGCCUGCUGGUGCUGGGGCUCACCAUCCCGACCCUGUCGCAAAACUUCACGGACGUCACGCAGAACGUCACACUCAUCCUCGACCGUCACGUUGGGGUGACGGACGCCGGCAUGACGCGGGUCCGAGCGGCCGCCGGCGGUUACAGCGUCAGGGACGGCUCCAGUGUUCUCAAACUCAGGUCCACGAAGAACAAGGAGCAGCAGCAGGAACAGCAGCAGGAACAGCAGCAGGAACAGCAGCAAGAAAAACAAUAACUGCAUGAAAUAAGCAGCACUUACAGCUGGAGACAGCGGGAGUAGAGGCAGGAGAAACGAAGGAAAGGACAACUGCAGGCAAAACAGGAGUUACUGUUCUGCAGGAGCUGUAAGGGAGGCUGCAGUUGUUGUAUUAGAGGGACGGACAGCCCGCAGCCACAGUAAGAUUGGUAGGGUGUAGAAGCAAUGGGAGUGAGUGAAGCACAGGUAGAGGCUAGGGCAUGAGUGAGAGAAGAGAAGCAGAAGUGGAGGCCAGAGCAUGAGAGAGAGAGGAG